This is a messenger RNA of Orbicella faveolata, 1983 nucleotides long. Its product is annotated as A disintegrin and metalloproteinase with thrombospondin motifs 6-like. Gene Ontology annotation, biological process: proteolysis; extracellular matrix organization. Gene Ontology annotation, molecular function: metalloendopeptidase activity. The record is from RefSeq and is a predicted model, not a curated record. Lineage: Eukaryota; Metazoa; Cnidaria; Anthozoa; Scleractinia; Merulinidae. Gene Ontology annotation, cellular component: extracellular matrix.
AGUUUAUUAACUUACAUUUUCCAACUUAACUUUGCCACCUAAUUUCCAAGAUUGUUGUUUAGCUCGACCACAGCAACAGAUUUCAACACCACGAAGAAUUCAUGUUGCUUUACAUUCGCGAGGUCCAAUCCAAAAAGUAACUAUAUUAUUAAAAGAUCUCUUUAAAAUGCUUUCCUAAUCUUUCGCUUCUAUCUUAACCAGUUCGUCGGCUUUCAAAUCUAAAUCCUAUACUUUUGAAUCAUUUUUGUUUGGUUUAAAAUUACGACCAAGACUUAUAUCAGUCUUUUUGAUUAGUACACUUGUUUGCUCAGCGAGAAAAGGCUUGUACUUGUACUCAAAUGGUUUGCCAAUAAAGUAACUUUAUUGGUUGGAAUCCGUGAACCAAUCAACCACCGGGCCGAAGACGCAUAAGUCGGAGUCCGCUUGGAGUUAUUUGAGGUCUUGUAGAGUCCCUGCUAACAAGAAUUUGACUGAGCCGACGCUUAGGAUGUCUGUAUAGAUUGCUUUCUCCUCUUGUUGGCAUUCUUGUGAAAAGCUUGAUACAACUCUCUUAAGUUGGCAAGAAAGCGAGAACUAUCCAGAGAACCUGACACGAGAGCUAGCCCCGGAAACCACACAUGGAUUUGUCUACGCUGUUGUGUCACUUCAUAAUCCUCACUGCUUGUGAUAUUGGGGGAUUCGUGAGGUCAGAAGUAGUGGACAGUGACAAGCCGGGAUUUGCUGCCCAAUUCAAGCCGGAUAAUCUCCAUUUACGUUUGAAAAGAAGUGAACUGGAACGAUAUUUUGGUGUAAGCUCACUGAAGGAAGUACCAGAAUACGAAGUCAUUUCUCCCAUUCAAGUUGAUGACGACAACAGGUUUCUUUCGCAAAAUCUUAACAUUCACGCAAGGCAGAAAAGACACGCGGAAGAGCCAGGUGUCUGGUACUAUAAUGUCAAAGCUUUUGGUAUGUCGCUCCAUCUCAACCUUACUAAGAAUGAAGAACUCAUGUCACCAUGGAUGACUGUUGAGCGACACGAGAAUGGAACAGUUACAAGCGAGGAUCCGCCGCACAAUACCUUUUUCAAUGGUCACGUGAAUUCGGAACCUGGAUCUUUGGUUGCCGUUAGUAAUGGGAAUGGACUAAUGGGUAUAAUUCAGCUAAUGGACCAAACACUGUUCCUUCAACCACUCGCCAGCCACCUUGUAACUGACGGCAAUGCUAAAGUAAACAACCACCUCAUAUACAGACGUUCAAUUGACGAGAAAAAUACACCAAAACGAUACAAAGAAUUGUUAUCAGAAGCCAGAGAAAAGAAAGAUGUGACCUUUGCCAAGGAGUCUCAGAAGAGAAGCAAAGGCAGUGACGAUGAUGAUCUUAAGUACCUUGAGAUGACCCUAGUAGCUGAUAAAUACACAUUAUCAUUUCACGGCGACGGUACUACUAAAUAUUUGCUGAUGCUUGCAAACCUGCUCAACACUAUAUAUCAUCACGAUACUAUCGGCAAGAAGAAAAUCACCAUCUCAGUUGUGCAAAUUAAACUUGUAAAAGAUGGACUUGCCUAUUAUCCGAAUACUGGGAACCCAACCAAGCUUUCAGCUCUCAAGGAAUGGGCAAAAGUUGUCAAAAUUCCAACAUCAGAUUCCAAUCCCAGUCACCCUGACGUCAUAUCAUUAGUUACUCGGUAAUAUGUCGCGUAUUCUAAAACCAGAUCCCUUUGAUAAUCCACGGAAGACUGUAAAGAUCCGUGGAAGAUCUACAGGUAGUUGCACUACUAUGAAACGGAACUAGGUUUCUAUGUAUGGAGCCAUGGCUUAAGUUAAUUCAGUUUAAGUAAUAAAUCAUGAUUAAACAGCCAGUAAAAGUAUCCUAGAGAUUCAAGAAAUUGUGGAAGUUUGAAACUAAUCCUAUUGCUAAAUGUAUUUCAUCUGGUUUGUUUGGUUUGUUUUGUUUGUUUUCUGCCGUUUCUUUGUUUCUCAUUUGUCAGCUUGGUCAAGUCAGCUA